AUGCACCAGCUGUCCGGCUGGAAGGGCUCCCCCUCAUGGCAGGGUCAAAGACUACUGUGUUCACCCGCUGCGACAGAAGACGUUACAGUGGCGUAUCAGAAUGGCUUGCCGGUGAUCUCCGUACGUCUGCCGUCCCGACGAGAACGCUGCCAGUUCACCCUCAAACCCUUGAGCGACACGGUGGGUGUUCUCCUUCAGCAGCUGCAGGCGGAGGACAGGGGCAUCGAUAGAGUCGCCAUCUACUCUGCAGAUGGAGCAAGAAUAGCGUCCUCUACAGGGAUUGACAUUUUACUUAUGGACAGCUUUAAGCUAGUCAUUAAUGACACAACAUACGUGGUGCAGCCGCCUAGGAGAGAUCUGCUACCGCACGAGGAAGCAGAACGACUGAACGAUGUCAAGCUCUUGGUGCAGCAGCUGUACACCACCCUGCGCAUAGAAGAUCAUCAGCUCACCAAAGAGAGAGAGCUGAUUGGACGACUGGAGGACCUCAACUCUCAGAUCCAGCCCUUGGAGAAGGUUAAAGAAGAGCUGAGUAAGAGAGCCGAGCGCAGGACUACAUGGGUGCUGUGGGGUGGGAUGGCUUACAUGGCCACACAGUUUGGCAUUCUGGCACGGCUGACCUGGUGGGAGUACUCAUGGGAUAUCAUGGAGCCCGUCACGUAUUUUAUCACCUAUGGUACAGCAAUGGCUAUGUACGCUUACUUUGUGCUGACACGUCAGGAAUAUAUUUACCCUGACGCCAUGGACAGACAGUACCUGCUGUUCUUUCAUAAGGGUGCGAAGAGAACACGCUUUGACAUUGAGAAGUACAACAAACUGAAGGAUGCGAUUGCUGAGGCGGAGUUGGAUCUAAAGCGUCUUCGAGACCCGCUGCAGUUGCACCUCCCUGUCCAGCAAAUCAUUGCCAGCAAGGACUGAUGAGAACCUGAACACCCUUUCUGCCUCUCUCUCUCUCUUACUUCAUUCUCUUCUGCCUUUUUGCAUUUUGUUUUCUGUCUCUUUUAUCUCUACAACCUCAAUGAAAAACCAUAUCCACAGCAGGCUUCAGCAGGAGUUUUAUUGUUAUCCUUUUUAUUGUUUUCCUUAAUUUGGCAAGUCUAUGCAGAGGAGAAGAGAUACAAUUAAAUGAAACAACUAAACUCCAUCCCUGAACGGAUGGUGACGACAGAUGCUCUCCUAUCGCACACAGAGAAACGCACAGCUACUUCAGACAGGAAGUUGAGACACUGGGAUUCAACCAGUUCAUCGCUAUGAGACAGUGACCCCACGUCUUGCAUGGGAAACAGACUCUGAAAUCUAAAAACCAUCUGCCCUUGGGUUGAACAGUUUUUUUUUUUCCACAUUGGAGUACUGCUGAUAUCCCUAACUCUGACACUUUUGCAGACGAGAUUUCGGGAUGUGGUGCUCUUUUCCGUCUCGGGAAAAGAUCCGUUUACCAUCAAGCCAGUCCUCUUGUGACUGAAACGCCUGUAUCCUACAGCCUAAGCAAAACCCUCUCCUGAUUCCUUCUCGCUUCCUGUAUGGACCUGUUAAGAGCUGAAGACAGAUCUAACAGCUAAAAUAUCACUGUGUGUUCUAUUAUUCCAAAAAAGAAAAAGAAUCAAAGAAUUUUGGCACUUUUUAUUUUAAAAGCCAUAUUAUGUUUAUGAUGAUAAAAAAAGAGAGAAAUGAGCAGAAACUUUUCUUCUUCUCAUUAUUAGAUUUUUUUGCCACCAUUCCACCAGACAUUACAUAUCUGCAGAUGCUCUGAUAUUUUAUUUUAUGAGAUUCCCAAUAUCAAACGAUGCUCAAAUGCUCCAUCCCUAACGCUUUUUUCUUUAGAAAUAUGAUAUACUCCAUCAGUUUACAUGGUGAUGAGAAACGCACGUACACAUGGUUGCUUGGCAGAUGGAUCCUCUUUAAAGGUCUUCUCUCUUCUCUAUAAAUCAUUUUUCGAACAUCAUCAAAUGACAUUUUCCCACAGUGCCUCACAGCAUCUGCUGCAGCGUGCUUGUUACGAAACACCUGUUUAUCAGACGCAAUCCAAGAAAAUUUCCCAUCGAAUGGUCUUAAGGCAGGUCACUGUGUAAAAUGCAAUUUAUUUUUCUGGAAAAGGGUUCCAGAUGCGAUCAAUUUCCCAUCAGUCAUGUGGCGUUUUUAGCUGCAUAGAUCUGCCUCGAUAUGCCAAGUCUUCUGGAACAUGCAGAGAACGUGUAAUAUAUUAGAUCUAGAAUUAGCGUGUGUUUUGCACACUUCGUGGCAUGCUAUAGAGAGAGAGUGUCGCAUCCUUUGUCUAUGUGUGCUAUCUUUAGCCGACAGGCCUUAGUAAUGAUUCUAGCUGGGUUGAGCUGAUCAUCAACAUUGUUUUCAUUUGUUUUUUUUCCAUGCAUCUUCAGUCCAGUUAUUACAUGAGAUUAUAUAUAUAUAUAUAUAAAUAACCAUUUCCCUGGUCGCCCAGACUUUUUGAAUCUGAGGGAUGUGAAAUGGACUUGACCCUUGUUGUUCUCUAACAAAAGGAUCAUAUCAAGACAAGCCUUGAAAUAGUUUUUUUGGGCAGUUAUCAUGGCCCGUAAUCUUAUUGUCUAUUAUGGGUUUGCCUUACACACUCAGACCCCCGCAGAGAAAUAGCUCUGUUGUUCUAUAGCAGAAGUCUGCUCCUUAUGUCAGACUGUCCAUGUUUGUGCCUGUGGUCGUCAUUAAGCGUUUUUAAAGCCAUAUUCAAGUUGUGUUUGUGUCUCUAGAGGUGGAGGGAUUACAGGGCGAGACUCCAGCCUACAGCUCUGACAAACGGAACAUUUAAGAGAUACUGUAAUUCAUCCAAAAAAAGAAUGUUCUGUGCAACUCAAAAGGAGAAAUUUAGCAGUUCAUUUCCAUACAACAUUCUUACUGACCACAGAAGCCACAAUUAACAGUUUUGAGGGACAGAUAUAAUUUUUUUCUAAACUGUCAAUUGUGUUCAUCUUUAGAUUCAAACGUUGAUGUUUCAUGUUUCAGAGUUGCAGUAAUGGGGAAGAUUUUCAGAAGUUGAUGACUGCAAGGGAUAGUUCAGCCAAAAAUGUACAUUUUGUGUAGGUUUACUCACCCUCGUGUCAUUACUAACCCACAAGACUUAAAUUUCUUUAAAACAGAAAUAAAGAUAUUGUUAACAUUCAGUAAUUCAUUAAUAACAUUUAUUUUGUCAGUGAAGACUUUGACGUGUCAGAAAGUACAAAAACACAUUUGUAUGAAUCAGCUGGUUUAGGUCAAGUUUUCGGAAGAGACUUUAUAUGAUGAAGAGAUUUAAUAUAGGCUUUUAUUAAUGUACAAAUUAAUUAAUUCAAUGCACAUACAUAGAGCGGUGUUGAUCAAAUAAAUUGAUUGUGUUCUCCUCAUGAGACUUGGAUUAAAUCUCUUGAUGCUUAUGGAUUACUUUUAUUACCUCUUUUUUGAUGGAUCAGUGUUUUUGUUGUGUGGAAUUUCAAAGAAUGGACACAAGUGAUGAGAGAAUGUUAAAAAUGUCCUCAUUUGCUGUUUUGAAGAGUCUUAUGGGUUUAGAAUGACUUGAGGGUGAGUAAACAUUGAAAGAAUUUACAUUUUAAAUUUCAGUCUGUUCCUCACAGAAAGCGAUUGUAUUCAGGAAACCAGUAAUAUAGCAUUUGAGUCAUAUAAACAUUUACUUUUUUUUUCUGUAGCUUGACAGACAUGGUCUAAUUUCUGAUCUGGGUUCACUGGACAAAAAAUAAUCCCUUUGGGUUUGGAAUGGCAUUAUGGUAAAUAACAACAGACCUUUUUGGGAAGGGAAAGUGUAAUCCAGGUUAUCAUAAACCAAACGGUGGUUUGCGGAUUUUGCAUGUCUGGCUAAAGUGUAAGUGUUGUGAUGGAGGCCCUUUAACAGUGACUAUUUAUUGUUGAUGAGGAGUUCAGGUCAAUGGUAGUUACUCGGUGUGCUUGAGUGAAUUACAUUGUGAUUUAACACCGCAAGACCUGAACUGUAGGUGAUUUUUAACAGAUAACAGCCUGAUAACUGCAUUAUGUCUGACCCAGCUGCUUUCAGUGGAGAUGCUUCACUCUUUUAUCUGAGUUUGAACAGGGUUUAUCAGACUGUAUGCCCUAUUAACUGAAAUUUAAACUGUGGUUCCAUCACUCCAGUCGUAGCUGAUGGGUACAGGACACAUGCAUAUCUUUUAUUGGUCCUGAAAUAACAUUGAGGCACAGUGCUGAAGCUAAGCAUUAAUCACCCUGAAGGAAAUGAGCAGUUGAUUAUACAAAUGUUCAUAAUCCUUAACCUAAACCUCAAAACUGGUUGAAUGGGAUGUCAUUCUAGGAUCAAUAAAGGAUGUUGAUGGAAGGCAGAAUCAAGGUCGCUGUGCACAUUUGUGACAAUAUGCAGUUGGUGUCAGCAUCUCGUCUCGGACUUCAUGAAUUUUCUAUUCAUGCAUAAUCUUCGUCCAUAGCAAUUCAUCAUGAGCAUAAAAACAUCCAUUCUUCCUCUCUUAUGUGAUCAACAGUCAUAAAUUCAGGCCUAAACACACUCCAAAGUUAUUUCAGGGCAAAAACUCAACCAUCUCACUCUCCAGGAUGCCCAGUACACUGACAUCCCUCGACCUCUAAUAGGUCUUGGGUCUGGUCAUUAUCUGAUACGUUGAACUUCUUUUAGUUUAGUUGUAGGGUUUUCUGUUUGUUUCAGGGUUUUUUAAAUAAUAAUAUAUCAUAUAUAUGGAAUUUAUUCUAAAGCGGGUGUUGCAUGAAUGUAUGUUUACAUGGGGAAAUUAUAUAUAAAUUAAUUAAAAAAGCAAAGAUUAUUAUGAAUGCAGAUUGCAGAGUUCGAUUUUUUUUCCCACCCAAUCCCUCACCCUCCAUGACCCAGCAGCAAGGAUGCUCUCGGCUGCUACACAGGCUCUGAUUGGUCAAGGAUCUCCCCUUCGUUAUGUCUUGUUUUAUCCUCUCUCAGUCUCAAUGCUGCAAUCUAUGCAGUGCUGCCUUUAUUCUGAACACUGAUCUGAGAUCAGAGAGUAUGGAAGACCUGACCUUCUUGAACACCCCUCGCUCCAUCCAUUUGUCCGUCUUUCUUUAACUCCUUAUUA
Messenger RNA from Sinocyclocheilus rhinocerous, 5042 nucleotides. RefSeq names its product calcium uniporter protein, mitochondrial-like. The transcript is spliced from 8 exons. The record is from RefSeq and is a predicted model, not a curated record. Gene Ontology annotation, biological process: calcium import into the mitochondrion; mitochondrial calcium ion homeostasis. Lineage: Eukaryota; Metazoa; Chordata; Actinopteri; Cypriniformes; Cyprinidae. Bases 1 to 918 code for a protein of 305 amino acids. Gene Ontology annotation, cellular component: uniplex complex. Gene Ontology annotation, molecular function: calcium channel activity; uniporter activity.